Exophiala oligosperma is the source of this 872-nucleotide messenger RNA. RefSeq names its product 40S ribosomal protein S22. The transcript is spliced from 2 exons. The record is from RefSeq and is a predicted model, not a curated record. Gene Ontology annotation, cellular component: ribosome; cytosolic small ribosomal subunit. Gene Ontology annotation, biological process: translation. Gene Ontology annotation, molecular function: structural constituent of ribosome. The coding region runs from base 284 to 676 and encodes 130 amino acids. Lineage: Eukaryota; Fungi; Ascomycota; Eurotiomycetes; Chaetothyriales; Herpotrichiellaceae.
CGACAACGACAAUUUACAUCGUCCAAACCACCACAUCUUUCCGAGGUAUGUGGACCUUCAUGCGCUCUUCAGCUGGCCUUGGAUGAGCAAUCCGAUUGUCCGUCUGGAUUGUAACAUUUCCGGAUGGCGCACUCAGGAUACGCUCAUCUUUUGCGACACGAGCUGAAGAACCCUUGAAUGGGCACUCUUCCUGCUCGAGGCUUCUGAAGACUAACAUAUUUCUCGACAGACACCUCAAGUCCUUGUUCUUCCUGACUUGAGAAUCUCACUACAUACCGCCAAAAUGGUCAAGACCUCCGUUCUCAACGACGCUCUCAAGAGCAUCAACAACGCCGAAAAGGCUGGCAAGCGUCAAGUCCUGAUCCGACCUAGCUCCAAGGUCAUCAUCAAGUUCUUGUCUGUCAUGCAGAAGCAUGGUUACAUCGGCGAAUUCGAGGAGGUCGAUGACCACCGCAACGGCAAGAUUGUCAUCCAGCUCAACGGCCGUCUGAACAAAACCGGCGUCAUCUCGCCCCGCUACAACGUUCAGCUCCGAGACCUCGAGAAGUGGGUUGUCAAGUUGUUGCCAUCUCGUCAAUUCGGAUACAUCGUCCUGACCACCAGUGCUGGUAUCAUGGACCACGAGGAGGCCAGAAGAAAGCACGUCGCUGGAAAGGUUAUUGGCUUCUUCUACUAGACAUUGCGUAUUCUGAUGUUUUCUGACGAUGACAUGAGCGUGGGAAUGAUCUCGAAAAGUUCUCUCGAAUUUUCCAGCUUGUCAUAGACACUGGACAAGAAAUCACAUAGACCUUGAGGCAGUGACUGUCAAUUCAAUAAAAGCAAUCAUCUGCCAGAAAACAGCAAUGUAGAGACUUGUAUGCUUGUAUUAUUUG